AUGACUCUCAGAAUGGAAGAGACUGUGUGCGAUAAGCCCAGACUUUUUAAAGGGGAAGCUGGUUUCUUUAGAACGCCUGGGAACCCCUUUGAAGUGUAUGGAAACGAUCUUCAGUGCGAAUAUAAUAUCUUAGUGCCACGUGGGUAUCGCGUGGCAUUGCACAUUACCGAUUUAAGGAUUGAGAGCUCUGUUAACUGCGCUAACGACUAUCUAGAGAUACGUACACCAGGUGUGGUGCAGCAUUUCUGCGGGACUGACAACCCCGGAACCGUACUGUCGUCUGCCAACCAAAUGCGCGUGCACUUUGUCACCAAUUCUGCUACUGGAGACUAUGGCGUGGCUGCAUACUUCCAAAGUGAUUGUGCUGGAGCUACUAUGUGGACACUUCAAGGCAAUGUGACCAGCUUACACGGCAGGGACUUCAUGGUGCGAACAAUGGAAAAUGCAUCCGCAUGCCAGUUAGAGUGCGACAGGCAAAAUUUCUGUAACCAGCUGUUUUACGACAGCGCCAAUGCCAAAUGUUAUAUGAAGCUUCUUGGGUUCGUCGGUGACAAUAUAAGCUACAGCGACGUACAGUUAAUGCGUUAUGUGAAGCUAUGUAUUAGUAGAGCUUGGAAUGAACAAUGGAUAUCCCACAGUGGACGCUCCAUGAACAGUGCCUUUCUCUCCACAACAACCGAUAUCACACUAGACCAUUGUAAAGAAGAAUGCAGACGACGGCCAUCUUGUGUCUCGUUUGACUUCCGGUCCAGUGGGGGACGGUGUAGACUACAUUCAGCGACUUCCGGUGAAAUAUCUCUUAUAACCGAAGCUGGAACAAAUUUUUAUGAAGCAUCCGCUCCUGGUUCCUGUCAAGAGAUUCGAGAAUCUCAAGGCUCUCGCCCUGUGACUGGCUGGUAUCGUCUGCGCACCCAAACUCACGUUAUAAUGGCGUUUUGCGAGAUGAGACGAUAUGGCGGAGGGUGGACGCUGUUGCUGGCAACAAGUUCACGAUCUUGCUCCCAGUCGACGCCACUGUUGGCGACAAGCGCCCAUACCCCCAUGGUACGAGAUUACUCCAUACUGAUGCACAUAGAGUCACUGCGAGGCAAGUCUCGAACUGACCACGUGGAGUUCUUCGCAGAAGACAGUAACCCAGCUCGAAGGUGGCGAAAUUGGUGGAUAGUACCUAAGACGUAUAUAGAGGCCCGAGUCCGAAGACGACAUCACAUCGGUGUGAGCGCCAUGAAGACAAUUAUUGCAGGACAGAUUAAGGGUUUGAACGAUGGCAGCAUUUUAAGUGACAACAAUAACUUUCACUUUGGAGAAGAUUGCAGCAACGCGGUGACUGAUACUUCAGGGAGGAGUACGAUAUUCCUGUGGAUGCGUUCUCCGAAGCAGACGAUAUUUGGUGUCAGGUGUUUCUAUAGAUACUGCAAAAAUGGCGGAAGAUGCUAUUUCUACGGAGGUCAAAGGCAGUGUUACUGUUCUCGUGGUAUCCAUGGAGACAGAUGCCAAUAUAAUGAUGCCCAGUUCAAGAAUCUUGGUUGUUGGACUGACUCCACAGUUGUGGGUUUAGAAACACUAGAAGGGACUGACCCUCGGCUGAUGGACAACUAUCAAACUCGAGAAGACGCAGUUUAUAAAUGCUACAAAGCGGCCAAAGCACGCGGAUUUAAAGUGUUUGCUCUUAAAAAUGGCGGGCAGUGCUUGUCGUCUGCAUCGGCUCACCUGAUUCUCAAAAGGAAACGGGAGCGUUCAUUAACCUGUAACAUCAACGGGAAAGGUGGGAGUCAUGCAAAGCAAUUUUACCAAAUCAUGCCAGGCAAUAAGAAACUGAGCGCCCAGUACAAGGUACAAAAGAACAUCGUCGUUGAAAACGCUGCCGCGUUGAAGUCCGUAACGACAAAGAACCCGAUGAUAUGCAUGGGACAGUGCACGGGGGAGGCGGAAUGUACUGGGUUUCAUUUCAGACCAAUGCAAGGAGAUACAGACACCAACUGCCAGUUAAUCAGUACCGAUGUCGCCGAGGCAACGCAGGUCCCUCACAGCACGCUGAGUCUGUAUCUGCGUAUACCAGAGGGAGAGGUGGAAGAAGAAGAUUUUUACUAAUUUGGGUAUUUUAAUUGAAAUAAUGCACCAGUUUACCAGUACCAUUGACGAAACAGAUAAACUAAGGCAUUAACUAUGACAAUGACAUUCUGUACAUCCUAGGCAUGACAGUUUUAAUGGGUGAGAGUUUAAAGGGAAUUUUAAGUAUUUAGUGCCUAUACCUAUGGGCGCUAUAUGUUCAACAGUGUUGGCAUAUGCAUUUAAUCUAUAUCGGCACUAAUUUUGAAACAAGAUAUCGCCGAUACGGCGCUCUACUAUAUAUGUCUUUAAGACAAAUAUGGUGGAUUUAACCGUUCUCCAUGUGCACUUACGUAACAUUAUGGUUAGAUAACCUAACCAGCCUUUUCUUUUACACAUAACUGAAACAUAUAUACCGAAAAUAUAUACCUGACUAACACGAUCUUAAAUUGUCAAUUUUGCGACAAGCAAAGUAUCCCAUUUUUUUCUGAUAACGGUCAUUUCAGAAGCUUAUUAUGAAAUGCGUUAUUUAUUUAUCCUCUUUUCUGAAAAUCAUUAAUCUAUCUCCUAUUCUAGUUACCCUAGAUUGUAAAGUUAACAUUUAACUUGUGGAGUCGGAGAUUAUCAAUGACAGAGACAAGAUUUAUCAAUA
Molecule: messenger RNA, 2701 nt
Organism: Lingula anatina
Lineage: Eukaryota; Metazoa; Brachiopoda; Lingulata; Lingulida; Lingulidae
Product: scavenger receptor cysteine-rich domain-containing protein DMBT1
Cellular component (GO): membrane
Molecular function (GO): calcium ion binding
Source: RefSeq, a predicted model, not a curated record